AUGGCUCGCGGAAAGGUUCAGCUGAAGCGAAUUGAGAACCCAGUGCACAGACAAGUUACCUUCUGCAAGCGCCGAGCAGGGCUUCUCAAAAAGGCUAAGGAGCUCUCUGUGCUGUGCGAUGCUGAAAUUGGCCUUGUCAUUUUCUCCGCCCAUGGAAAGCUCUAUGAACUUGCCACCAAAGGGACCAUGCAAGGGCUCAUUGAGAGGUACAUGAAGUUCACAGGGGGGCCCCAGCCUGAAGCAGUCACUACUGAAGCAGAUCCUCUGGAUGCAAAAGAGGAAACCAAUGUGCUAAAACAAGAAAUUGAAACAUUGCAAAAGGGUAUCAGGUAUUUAUUUGAAGGAGGCAAUGGCACAAUGACAAUAGACGAAUUACAAGUGCUGGAGAAGAAUCUCGAGGUUUGGAUAUAUCAUAUUCGCUCGAUGAAGAUGAACAUCUUGUUGCAAGAAAUUCAAGCACUGAGAGAUAAGGAGGGAACACUUAAAGCGACAAAUAAAUAUCUCCACGAUAAGAUGGUGGAGAAUACUGCACUUACUACCUUCACUCCAUUUGCUACUGACACUUCGUACCCACUAAUUAUACAAGAUGGGGCUUUUCAGCUCUAUUAA
Messenger RNA from Abrus precatorius (Indian licorice), 609 nucleotides. RefSeq names its product agamous-like MADS-box protein AGL12. NCBI's taxonomy places the organism in Eukaryota, Viridiplantae, Streptophyta, Magnoliopsida, Fabales, Fabaceae. Gene Ontology annotation, cellular component: nucleus. Gene Ontology annotation, biological process: positive regulation of transcription by RNA polymerase II. The transcript has 7 exons. Bases 1 to 609 code for a protein of 202 amino acids. The record is from RefSeq and is a predicted model, not a curated record. Gene Ontology annotation, molecular function: DNA-binding transcription factor activity, RNA polymerase II-specific; RNA polymerase II cis-regulatory region sequence-specific DNA binding; protein dimerization activity.